AUGACUUCUCGUCCUGCCCCGGGCAUCCAGUCUCUCCAGCGCACAGGGAGCGGGCCGCCGCCCCCUCGGCCUCAGGUCCGACGACACCCCUCAGCGCACGCCGGCGCCGCGAACAAUGGGCGCGCCCAGGACGUGAUCGACCUCACCCUCGAUGGCGAGGCGCGAUUUGCCGACGACGCCUUGCUGAAGACGCCGGGGUUGGCUUCCCAGGCGGCUGCAAAGCCCCCGCUGGGCGCUCUAGAAACCAUACAACCCGUCCAAGAUGCACCCAGCAGACCGCCGCCGCGAGGGAAACCACAGCUGGCCUUCAGUCCCAGGUUGAGCGACGGGGGAGAGGCCUGGGGAUUCCCCCCGCAAGCCCGUCAUGGCACGGCAGCACUGUCUGGAGUCGCAAACAUGCCAAUGCCCCCAAGGCCGGGCUCCUCUGUCCUGGACGAUCUAUCACUGCCGCAUCGACGAAUCCUCCCCGGCGGAAGCGGAGUCAAACAUGACAGGAACGCAAAGUUUGCGGGAUUCGACGCGCCCGCAGCCUCGGUGCUGUUCCCCAACGGAAGAACUGCCGACUUCUAUCCGUGGACCUCGAACAGCACCGAGAACAUUCUGACUGAUGCCCUGGUGAAGGGUGGGGUGAACAACAGAUCGGGCAUGAUGAGCGAGACAACCACAGCCAGACCGUCCCUGUGGUCCAGCCUGAAAAACAAGUCCGGCCUCCAAACGCUGUCGACACUCUUAGUUGCCGCACUCGAGAAGCGACAGCAAUGCGGGCGCGUCACAGCUCCAUCCACUUUCAAACCCCCGCCGAGAGUCACCCUGACUGAUAGCAAACGGGAGACGUGGUUGCGUGACCUCGCGAACCCAGCAAUCGCACUACGUCGACUCAGCCGGACCAUCCCCCACGGAAUCCGCGGCAAACUACUUCUUGAACAGUGCUUGAGCAAGAACAUUCCCAUUGCUAGGGCUGUCUGGCUUGCGAAAUGCAUUGGCUCCAAUGAACUGCGUGCUUUCAAGCGGAAAGGCGCUUCAGGAACAGUUGGUAUGGGCGCCGAAUUGAAGUGGAACCGGGAAUGGACCAUCUGUGUGGAACAGUUUGUAGAGAACACCAUUUCCUCCUGUGCACAGCCGGACUGGAAGGCGAGGAUGGACUAUGCGACUCGCCUUGCUUCACAUCUUUACUGCGAUCGUCUGCUUGACCAGGACCACUAUUUGGAUUGGCUUCUGAGCUCCCUCGAUGGGAGCACCCAAGAGCGCCUGCCUGUCUGGCUUCUCAUGGCCCAAAUUUACUGGCAGGAUCUCAUUGCAUUCCGACGGCGGGGUCGGCGACUUGCGGAAGCGCUAUUAGGGCAUGCCCAUAUUCUCCGCGCGGACCCCAAUAAUGACACGAUUAGAACUAUAUCUGGUCAUCUUGAAAAGCUAAUAGCAACCCUGCUAAUGAAUAAGCCUUGUUGCAUGCUUCUUCCCAAAAUAUGGGGCACCCGGAAAGAAGUGAUCAACGACAUUGCCCUUAGGUAUCCGGAUUCAUCGCUGGAUAGAAUUUCACGAGACCUCGACAGUCGAAAUAAACGGCUUUCUGGCACCCCUCACGAUUCUCAUGCUCAUUCCACAUCUCCGAUAACGGAUAUUGUAAAGCUACUAGACUCCUCCGAACGAGACGUGGAUCUCAGCAUCGACCAUAUAUCAGCUGCCUGUUUGGAGAAGAUCCUGGAUCCUCAACAGCUCGUCGCAACUGUCUUACGCUGGGCCUCUUCCGUGUACCGUGAAGGAGCACACCGGAUGUAUCUUGCAACACGACUGAUACGAAAAUGGAACGCGUUGGGGAUCGACACUGAUGCCACUGUACAUUCUUUCCUAUUCUCACUCAACGCCAACCAACCUUUCGAAACGAGAAAUGUGUUCCGUAUUGUUGCCGAACUUGUCCGUUCGAAGCAUUUCUCGGUUGGGCGGUACCUUCAGUGGCUAAUCGCAACCGGCUCCACGAAUAGACAUGAAGCUUCACCUGAUGACUGGCCUAGCCAUCUUCGCCUCAUCACGGAGCUACCGUUGGAGACUCUCUCGGAUCACGUCCUCAACCUAAGGAAUACCCUUUUGCAGGGUAUCGGAUUUGCUGUCGAAAACGAAGAACAUGACUUGAAUACCGCUGAGGAUUAUGUUGCACAGCAGAUCCCGAGUCUUUUCGAGUCCUGGCCUGCACCAGUAUCGCAAGAGGACUUAGACGUGUCUGGGCUCAAUCUCUCUAUUAGGCUGAGUCUAUGCUGCUUACUGCGACAGCAGGUGGCUUCUAGGGUGGGAUCCACGACUUCAGCGUCUUUGAAAACUGCUCCGCAUGACGGAUCAGUCUCGGUCUCGACUCUCACACCCUCCGAAUUCUACUCGAUACGGGAGAUCGUAGAAAUGCUAGGCGACUACUCAAUUCUAGCCGAUAUCCUCGGAAUGGCGUUGAGUUCAUGCGAUUACUCGAUACUUGCCGCUGUUUCCGACACCCUCCACUACCACUACCAGAUCUUUGUGGCCAUUGGAGCCUUCAAACCACUUUUCCAGCGCCUUGCCUCAAGAUACGCUUCAAUUCGAUCGGAACGGCCGCCUGAGCGUGAGCUCUUUGUUUCUCUGGCUGAUCUUGCCCGGACGGCCAAGGCUGAUUCUCAGCUAAUGCAACUCUUACGUUACGAUCUAGCUAGAUGCGAACAGAAGAACUCCCUUGCGGCUUGUUCGCCCGCAUCAGACAAUAUGAUGGACAUCCUUCAAACUACGAAAAUGGACACCGACGAGGAGAUCAAUCAUAUCCUCUCAAGCGGAACGAGCAUGGACGAGCAGAUAAUGGCUCGCGUAUUCAAGAAAAUAACUGCUCAAUUGGAUGAAAAUGUCAAGAAAGACGUCACUCGGUCGAACGUAUUUGUUGUCUGGUUCUACCGCUUGAGGAGUUUUGACGAAAAACCGUUCGAACGACUUAUGAAUGAACAUCUGAUGAACCUAUUAAUGAACCACCAAGGAAAGGUACUUUUUGCGACUCUUCCCACUUUGAUAGGUGCUGGCUGCCUCACAUUAGCCAGCUUUGCGGAAGUUUCGAAAACGUACAUUUCGAGCGUAAGCGACACAGGGGGAAACAGUGCUGCGAAAACGUCGCUGGUCGCAUUGAACGCAGUUUUGCCCAACGGAGAAUUGAAUUGGUUCUGUCAAAUACCGGACGCCUACCGAUACCGAUUGGAACAACAGAGAUUCUGCGCAGAGCACGCAACAGAAUUUCUAGAACAACUCCGCCGAGUAGUCGAGCUAUGCUCUGCUCAAGGUUCUGCAGACCUUAAGGUGCACUUGACUUCACUUCUAUCGAGUGAGCGUUUGCUAGGUGUAUUAAGACAAAUGGCAGUGCAUGAGUUCCAGGCAAUCGCAAAAGCCUUCAAGCUUGGGCCCAUGUCAGGUCCCGCAAAUGCCGUCUCGGCUAUGAAGACGUUGAACGCAAUCUUGGAUCCGGAGGAUACCCUAGGUCUCGCCCAGAAAAGCCUCGAAGACCAGGUUUCUACGAUUGUUGAGAUCGCGGAUGAUUUCUCACUUCCCUUCUGCCAACUGCAGCUUUGGCAGAUAUUCGAUAUGAACACGCCGUCCGCAGAACCCUCCGACGACACUGUGUCGGCGGCACUUUUAGAUGCUAUUAAGGUGGCCAUUGAUAAUGAUCGGUCAAACUGGCCUGAUCUCAUUGGUGGUCUUGAUGGGAGUCUAAUACGCGAGAUUCGUGAGCAUGCCGAACGCGCAAUUCUGGCCACGAUUGAAAAUCCAGGAAAAAUCGGCAACUCGCCGCCUUCCAACGACGUUGAUGACACCUAUAUCAGAAGAUACCUGACAGUUGUCGACUUCACAGCGACUAGUAUUGUCACCGAAGGGCAGCCUAACAUGAUCAUCAUCCUGGUAGAGAAGCUCAAAUCAAUCGUGGAGCUGCUCAAUCCCGCAACUGGAAAAUCUCUAGAUGCAGACAGCAUGAGCAUGGAUACUCCGUCACCUGUCCUUUCGACUGCCGAUAUAUGCUCCUGGAUUCAUGCUGUCUUGCACCUAGCUGUACUUCACAAAAACUCUUUCCAGAGCGGCAAGUCAAGCAAUCAGACGCAGGCCACAUUUUUGUGGCUACUCCGGACACUAUUUGGCCAUCCUCACCUGCAGCAUCACCCUUCUACCACUGAAUAUCUAUUCGACGUAGGCGUCUACUUCUCCGACGACCUGGCAGACGAUGUUCGAGCCGUUCUCGCAAAGGCAGAUCUAGCCAAACCCUCCCAAGACCCAAGGUCGUCUUUCGUCUUUGGCUCUUCCCCUCCCCCGGAUUGUUGGCUGGGUCUCAUCACUCCAUCUGCAGGUUCUGCAACUGCAACCACAAGUACAUCGCAGCCACCACAACAGUCUCAGUCGCCAGGUCCAGUGCCAAUGCACCGCUCCCUCAGCCAGCAAGGUCUCCAGAAAACAGCCUCACCGCUUCAACAAAACAAAGGCGUGCCCUCACUACAGCGGUUCGCCACACAGCACCCGCAAUCUCCGCAGCAAUUCCAAAUCCAACAAUUUCAACAAUUGGCCCAACAGCGCUCAGCCAGCGCUUCACCCAUGGGCAACCAGUCCCAGAACUCUCUCCAGAACCAGCCGCAGACCAUGUUCAUGGGCUAUGGGACCACGCCUAACCUUACCGGGACCGUCCCAGGGAAUUUCUGGAACCAAGCGAACUUACAGCAGGCUGGCAGGAGUACGCCGCAGCCUACAGCCCAGACCUCAUCGCAGCAGCAGCAGCAGGAUAAAACAGACGUCAGACCGAUGCCGUUCUUGCUUCGCCGGUGGGAGAUACUGCCCGAAUCCGCGAACGUCGCCGGUUGGAACGACACAGCCCUCUCGCUCGGGCUGUUCGAGGCUAGGAAAGUCUAA
This is a messenger RNA of Mytilinidion resinicola, 4887 nucleotides long. RefSeq lists its product as uncharacterized. Bases 1 to 4887 code for a protein of 1628 amino acids. The record is from RefSeq and is a predicted model, not a curated record. Gene Ontology annotation, molecular function: transcription coregulator activity. Lineage: Eukaryota; Fungi; Ascomycota; Dothideomycetes; Mytilinidiales; Mytilinidiaceae. Gene Ontology annotation, biological process: regulation of transcription by RNA polymerase II. Gene Ontology annotation, cellular component: mediator complex. The transcript has 7 exons.